UUCCUCGGGCCGGGCGGGCGCGAUCCCGGGGAGGCGGCUACGGACAGACAGCUGCGCUCGCUCCUGGUGGCUCCGAACCAUGCAGCCGCUGCUCUGCGCACUUGCCGGGCUCGCCCUGCUCGGCGGCGUCGGGGCGGGCGAGUGGGGCCGGGGACCCAGGGACACCCCGGAACGGCGAGCUACUGAGUCCCCCAGCUCCUCCAGAGAAGAGACAGCUUGGAGCCCAGGCUGUGAUAGACAUGUGGCUGUCCAAGGCCGUUUAGACAUCAUGGAAGAGACGGUGGAGAAGACGGUGGAGCACCUGGAGGCAGAAGUGACCGGUCUGCUGGGCCUGCUGGAGGAACUGGCUUCGAAUCUACCCCCAGGGCCCUUCAGCCUGGAACCGGACCUACUGGGAGGUGACCACUUCUGACCACCAGGGGGCAGACCACUUCUGACCACCAGGGGGCAGUGGAGCCUGGGCAGCCGAAGUCGCCCCUCUGAGAAACCAAGCCAGGCCUUCUCUCCUUCCUGCCCCCCACAUCUGUGUAAAAUAAAAGCCGUUACUCGGGC
Messenger RNA from Mesocricetus auratus (golden hamster), 552 nucleotides. RefSeq names its product placenta associated 9 (gene Plac9). The record is from RefSeq and is a predicted model, not a curated record. Bases 80 to 412 code for a protein of 110 amino acids. NCBI's taxonomy places the organism in Eukaryota, Metazoa, Chordata, Mammalia, Rodentia, Cricetidae. The transcript has 4 exons.